AUGAAUAAGCUUAUUUUUGUCGGUUCCAUUGCCAUAUCGUCGCUCUUGAUUUCGUCCAUCGUAGCUGUAGUCGUUUUGCUAAGAGAACUUGCCAGCCUUGAAGUGCAGGUUCAAGCUGGUGUGGAAGAACUUGAGGAGACGGAUGAUACUUGGAAUCAAAUCAUGGAAGCUGCACCCGCACUUAAUUCGCUGUUCAAACGUUCUCCCUCAAAAUGUUCCGACUCGGAUCAGUGUUGCUAUGGAAAAGAUCCUGCUGCUUGUCAGUUAUUGCAAAGCGGUCCUGAAAAGCCACAGUUUGUCCAAGAGCUCAAUUGGGGAAACCCUGGUUUCUAG
Strongylus vulgaris is the source of this 333-nucleotide messenger RNA. NCBI's taxonomy places the organism in Eukaryota, Metazoa, Nematoda, Chromadorea, Rhabditida, Strongylidae. The record is from the annotation of a GenBank genome assembly.